Molecule: messenger RNA, 4331 nt
Organism: Herpailurus yagouaroundi (jaguarundi)
Lineage: Eukaryota; Metazoa; Chordata; Mammalia; Carnivora; Felidae
Gene: SPIN4
Product: spindlin family member 4
Exons: 1
Coding region: 684-1433 (249 amino acids)
Biological process (GO): gamete generation
Source: RefSeq, a predicted model, not a curated record
UCCGGGAGCGCGUGAGGAAAUGAAGGAGAGCCUGAGACUGUGUGGACUGAACGCGGGUGCGCGCACUGACCCACCCUGCUGCUACAGACCGAGCGGAAGGAGGAAUGGCAGGGGGCGGGGCCGAAGCGCAGGCGGGCUCAGAGGGGUCGGAUUCCUGAAGCAGCAAAAACCCCAGCGCCAGAGCUAGGCCAAGCAAAGCAGCGCUGCGAAGCAGAGGCCGCAGGGACUUGUCAAAGACCCACGGCUGCCUUCGCCUUUGCUGCUGCAGUCAACUCUCUUAUUCCUUGCCUACCUUUCCCGUCGUCUCCUCAGUCACCGUUUCGCAGCGGCAACACCAUCGAUAACAGCUAAGUGGUCAAUUCUGGGACUUGGGGUUGGGAAUCAGGGCGGGUGCGAGGCGUGGGCAGUACAAGCCAGCCCGCCAUCUCCUGCAGCAACCGCCACUGCUGCAGACACUUCUCCCGAGCGGGAAAGGAGAACACUGUCAAAAGGCUCACGCUGUAUCAGUGUCCACCGUCAGAGUUAGAGCGUUUUUGUCAAGACUUGGCGAAAGCCUUUUGAUUGGGGAAGGGAGGACGCACUGUGAGAUCACGAAAACAGAUAUAAUAUUGAAUAGUGUUGACUUUUGGUCCUCUUAAUCGAACAAGUGGCAGCUUUGCUUAAGCCUCCUUAAACCCUGAGCCAUGUCGCCCCCAACAGUGCCUCCGAUGGGUGUAGAUGGCGUGUCCGCAUACCUGAUGAAGAAAAGGCACACCCACAGGAAGCAGCGACGCAAGCCCACUUUCCUCACGCGUAGGAACAUCGUAGGCUGUCGCAUUCAACACGGUUGGAAGGAAGGCAACGAGCCGGUGGAGCAGUGGAAGGGCACAGUGCUCGAGCAGGUUUCUGUGAAGCCCACCCUCUACAUCAUCAAAUAUGAUGGCAAAGAUAGUGUAUAUGGACUAGAGCUGCACCGAGAUAAGAGAGUUUUAGCGCUAGAAAUCCUUCCUGAAAGAGUGCCAACUCCUCGCAUUGAUUCUCGUCUGGCAGAUUUCCUGAUUGGCAAAGCGGUGGGGCAUGUGUUUGAGGGUGAGCACGGUACGAAAGAUGAAUGGAAAGGCAUGGUCCUGGCGCGAGCUCCCGUGAUGGACACUUGGUUUUACAUCACCUACGAGAAAGAUCCUGUCCUUUAUAUGUACACGCUGCUGGAUGACUACAAAGAUGGUGACCUGCGCAUCAUUCCAGAUUCCAACUACUAUUUCCCUACAGCAGAACGGGAGCCUGGAGAAGUGGUCGACAGCCUCGUGGGCAAGCAAGUGGAACAUGCCAAAGAUGAUGGGUCCAAGAGAACCGGCAUUUUUAUCCAUCAAGUGGUGGCCAAACCGUCUGUCUACUUCAUCAAGUUUGAUGAUGAUAUUCACAUUUAUGUCUAUGGCUUGGUGAAAACUCCCUAAAUACAUUGUGCUCUUUACAAAAGUCGUAGAACUAUUAAAUGUAAAACAUGUCAUGUUCUUGCAAUUGUGAAUUUUUGAGAAAAGUUUUGGUGUCAGAGAUUCAGGAAUUUAUUACUUGUUACUGAUUGUGCCUCCAAAUCUUACAUUGACUAGUUCCACAGUUUUGUCCCAAGUUUACAUUGGUACUUUUGAUAUUGCCUUGUUCUGUAACUGAAGAGCUAAGUUGGGUGCUAAUAGGAAAUUGAAAAGUAUUCAUGACCAUUGGAACAAUGAAAAACUAAAGAAAAAUUAAUGGUGUAACUCCACACCAGGUCCUUUCCCCCAUUUCCCUCAUUUUAUUAUCUCCCCUCUUUCUUAUUCCCAGGUAACAAAUGUUAAGAACAUGAUGUAUAUCCUUCCACGUUUUCCCAUCCACUUGCAGAAAGUUUGUUGUAGUCUUUUCUGUAAAAAUGAAAAGCCUCCUCAUUUCCCUGUAAUUGUUUUUCACAUUUGGAAUAUUCAUCGUAUCUUUUCUAAUCAGUAGCUAGGAAUCUUUCUCUGUCCCCCUCUCCCUUUCCCCUCCUCUCCACUCCCUGUUCCCCUCUGCCUUUUUCUCUCUCUCUCCUUCCCUCUAGCAGUUGCAUAUACAGUAUAUUUAUGUACCAAAAAAAUAUUCAACCAUUCUGUUAUUGAUAGUCACUUAAAUUAUUUCCUUUCCUUUUCUCACCAUAGCACUGCUGCCAUAGAUUCUGGUGCUUUUAUUUCUACUGGGUAGAUUCCCAGAAAUGGAAUUGCUGGUAAGAGAUAUAUUUAAUUUUAAGAGAUAUUACAAAAUUACUAUACAAAAUGAAAGUGCUCAUUCUCCAGUAUCCUCUCCAUCAAAAUCUGCAAAUGUAAAAGGUAAAAAAUUACGUAGUAUUUUUUUAAUAGACAUACUCGAGGAGGUGUUUUGUUUUGUUUUGUUGACUGUUUGAAUUUUUUUCUUUUGUGAUUUUCCAGUUCUUAUCUUUUGUUUAUUUAUCUAUUGAAUCUUUGAUCUUUUUCUUAUAAGUUUAUAGGAAUUCUUACUAUAUUUCUCUAUGGUACAUAUUAAUCAUGUAGCCCAUUUGUAUUUUUUUCCAUUCUAUCAUUGAUCUUGACUUUAUUGAUGUUAUAUUUUACUGUACAGUUGUUGCCGUUGUUGUUUUUAAUUUUUAGAUAGACUAAUAUCUCCUUUUCAGCUUUUUGGCUUCUUAUCUUUUUCAGAUGAAUGCCCCCACCCCAAAUCAUACAUAUAUUCACCUACAUUUUUUCUAAUUUUUUUAUUAAUUUUAUUAAUUUUAGGUUUAACUAAAGCAUCUGGAAUUUAUUUUGUAUGUGGUAUAAGAUAAAGGUCCAACUAUACAUUUUCUUCACAUUGGAUUCCUGAUUAUACUAUGAUAUUUAUUAAAUAAACUACUCAUUUUUGAGUUUGUGAGCCAGUAUCCUAUUGUUUAACACUAGUGGCUUGACCAUAAAUUUUGAACUCUGGCAAAGCAAGUUACCUCUCAUUAUGUUUUUUUUUUCUUUCCCUUUUUUUUUCUUUCAUAUAACUUGUUCUAGACAUUAAUUCUUUCUAUGAAAAUUAAAUGCAUUCUUUCAAAAUUCUGAUCUUAGAAUUGUGUUACAUUUCUGCAUUUCUAUUUAGAAGAUUAUUUUAAUAAUAUUAAUCCUUAACACUCAAGAGUUUGGGUACAUAAUUAAAAUCUUUUGAUUUUGUAUUUGUAAUGUUCUUCAUAUGGGUCUAUUUUAUCUGAUUAAACUUACUUCCAAGUAUUUUUACAGAUUUUGUCACAUCUUGACAUUUUGACUUGGGUAUUUUUUCUUCCUCAUUUGUAACUUCUUAUUUUUGACAAUACAAACUACAGAUAACUUUUUUAAAAAAUAUUUUACCUUAUAUUUAAUCAGCUUAUUAAAUCCUCUAAAUUACACUUUUAAAAAUAUGUAAUAUUUUCAACCUUCUGUGUAACAAUCAUUUCACCUGCAAAUACAGAUGAUUUUAUUUAUUCAAAAUAAUAUUGAAUAAUGAUUAUGACAGAUAUGCAUGUCUUGUGUAAUUUUCAUAGAAUUGUCUUUACUAUUCCCUAUUAACAUGACAUUUAUUGUUGGUUAUUGGUAAAUUGUCAUUAACCACUAAAAUGUUUAAGGAGUUUCUUUAUUUCAUUUUUUAAUUCCUGUUUCAUAUUAAGGGGCUUACUAAAAAGUGGCCCCUGAAGUUUAUCAAAUAUCUUUCAGCAUCCACUGAUAAAAUCAUGAUUGUUUUCUCCUUUAAUUUGUUGAUUUAAUGAAUUAGAGGAGUAAGUAUUUGACGUUGAACCAAACUUGUGUUUCUGAAAUAAAUCCUACUUGGUCAUGUUGUAAUAAUCAUUUGACACAUUGCUGGAUUUUAGUUACGAAUUUUUUAUUCAGAAUUAUUGCAUUUACAUUUCAAAGUGAAAUUGCAUUUUUUCUUUUUUACCCUGUCUUUUCAAGUUUUGUUUUUCAAAUUGUGCUAACUUUAAAAAUGAAUUUGUGAGUCUUUUUUUGUGUUCUGAAAUAAACAGCCUUAGAAUUAGUUUUUCUUUUUAUUUAAAAAAGUUUUUAUUCAAAUUCUAAUUGUCCUUUGAAAGUUAGCUAGUACUAAACUGUAAAACAAUUUAAUUAUGGUGCCACUUUUGAAGUUGAUCCUUAAUCAGCCUUCUUAUCUCUCCAAUGGUAAUUGGCUUAUUUAAACUUUCUAUUAAAAAAAGAAUGUAUGGUUUCUAUAAAAAACAAAAUUUAGAGUUUUCUUUAUUAUUAACCUUCUUGAUUGUAUUAUUCAGAUGCUUUAUGUCCUUGCAUAUUGCAUAUACGUAUGCAUAUUUCCUAAAUAUGUUCAAUUUUGAAAACAUUAUAAUAAAUCAGCUAUAGUGGUGUUUUAAA